CGUCGACGUGGAAGUCGCUGCCGUGCGAGGAAGGCAUGGGCGUGCGCCAGAACCCCUGGACCCCCACUAAGCGCCGCGGCCCCAUCGCGGCCGAGUCCGCUAGUCCCGGCCCCGCUGUAGUCUCUUUACCUUCACUCAUUGGUAAGCCACCUCCGGAAUCUCGGAAGGCGCGAGCGCCGGCAUUCACCUUUGGCCACAAGUUAGAUCCUCCGGGUUUCAGCUCCAAGACAGGCCCCGGCCCGGCCUCUUACAACACAGAAGGCAUGACCGCCAAAGGUCGGUCGGUGGGUCCGGCGGCGUCGCUGCACGGGCGCUGGCCGCCGCCGCGCGUGCCGCCGACGCCGGCGCCGUGCGACUACGAGCCACAGCGGGCCGCGCGCGCCGUGCUCGACCACGCACCGGCCUUCUCCAUUGGUUUGCGUGUGAGCAUGCCGCAAGCACAGUCUAGGACGCCAGCACCAAACAUCUACUCAAUGCCGCCCGUCCUCGGCGAGGCGAAAGAAGGCAGCAAGCAAGCAGCGCCAGCGUUCAGCAUCUGUGGCCGCCCGAAGAACAUCGAGUCCAAGACGCCCAUGCCUGGCCCGGGCACCUACACCACGGACAAGGCAGUAAACGUGCUCACCAAGCGACCGCCUGCUUACACCAUGGCUCCUCGACGAGAGCUCAGGCAUCCGUCUGAGGGCAUACCCGGCCCUGGUGUCUAUUGUCCUGAGAAGGAUUCUACACAGCAACAAUCAAAAACAUAUAAGCAUACCUUUUCGAGCAGAUGUAAGAUUAAAAACGGUGAUCAAAUUCCUGCUCCUAAUGCGUACUCGCCAGAUAAAGCCGACAGAUUGUUACGAGCAAAAUCACCUGCCUUCUCCUUUAGGUCCAAAACUGAGGUCACUAUCUCAAGUGACGCGCCGGCGCCUAAUGUAUAUUCUCCUGAAAAAGCUCUCAAUUCACUCAAGAGUGGACCAAAAUAUACAUUAGCAGGAAAAGGUGUUUCAGAAAAGCACGAUUCAACCCCAGCCCCCAAUACAUAUAACCCUCAAAAAGCUGAUAGAAUCAUGCACGAAAGUUCUCCUUCUUACACUAUGCGUUCUAAAGACGUUGUGGAUAAAGUUGAACAAACACCAGCACCUAAUGUUUAUGCCCCAGAAAAUUCUAUGCAUAUGCUGAAUGGAGGCCCUAAAUACACCAUAUCUGGAAAAGGGCCUAAUUCAAAACUUCCUGAGACGCCUGCUCCUAACUCCUACACUCCAGAAAAAGCCGAUAAAGUGUUACAUGAGAGCUCACCUGCUUAUUCUUUUAGGAUAAAAGAAGAAACGGUUAUCCGCAGUGAAUCUCCCGCUCCUAAUGUUUAUGCCCCAGAGAAGUCGAUGCAGAUGUUAAAUGGAACUCCUAAAUAUACCAUAAGUGGGAAAGGCCCAGAAAGCAAAAUCGAAAAUACUCCAGGCCCAACAGCUUACUGUCCGGAUAAAGCAGAUAAAUUGCUUCAUGACUCAUCUCCUGCAUUUACAUUCAGAGCGAAAGACCAGGUGCGAAUAACCGACGAUGUUCCUGCUCCAAAUGCUUAUGCUCCUGAAAAAUCAAUGCACAUGUUGGAUGUAUCUCCAAAGUAUACUAUUGCAGGGAAAGGUGCCUCUCCAAAACAUGAUAAUAUACCGGCGCCAAAUACGUACAACCCCGAUAAAGCAGAUAAGCUUCUCCACGACUCUUCGCCUGCUUAUUCAUUCAGGCCGAAGCCUGUUAUGGACCGACCCAGUGACACACCGGGACCCAAUGUAUAUGAUCCGCAUUUAUUGGAUGGUACACCUAAGUACAGCUUAUAUGGCAAGGGUCAUGAUGGCAAAUAUCCCGAGACACCUGGUCCUAAUGCAUAUAACCCUCACCUACCCGACGGAACUCCAAAACAUACAAUGGCAGGUAAAGGGCAUCCAGAAAAACCGUUUGAUGGUCCUGCUCCUAAUUCAUAUGAUCCUCAUUUAUUUCCUAAUACUCCUAAGUUCAGUUUGACUGGAAAGGGAUUAGACGGGAAGCCAUCAGACACGCCUGGUCCGAAUUGCUACAACCCACAUUUACCAAGUAAUUCACCGAUGUAUACUAUAUCCGGUAAGGGCCCGGACGGAAAAGUGUCAGAUACGCCAGGUCCAAAUAACUACAACCCACAUUUACCAAGUAAUUCUCCAAUGUAUACUAUAUCCGGUAAGGGCCCGGACGGAAAAGUGUCAGAUACGCCAGGCCCAAAUAACUACAACCCACAUUUACCAAGUAAUUCUCCAAUGUAUACUAUAUCCGGUAAGGGCCCGGACGGAAAAGUGUCAGAUACGCCAGGCCCAAAUAACUACAACCCACAUUUACCAAGUAAUUCUCCAAUGUAUACUAUAUCCGGUAAGGGCCCGGACGGAAAAGUUUCGGAUACACCUGCUCCCAAUAAUUAUGAUCCACAUUUACCGAGUAAUUCUCCAAAGUAUACAAUAUCCGGCAAGGGUCCGGAUGGAAAAAUUUCAAACACACCUGGUCCUAACGCAUACGACCCUAACUUGCCAUAUAACUCUCCAAAGUUUACAAUGUCCGGCAAAGGUCACGAUACAAAGACUUCAAAUGUACCCGCUCCGAACGCGUACGACCCUAAAAUCUUAAAUGAAACGCCUAAAUAUACGAUGGCUCCGAAAGGUAAACCAGGGAAAAUUGACAACAACCCAGCCUGUAAUUUUUACCACCCCGAUAAAGGCAACAACUUAGUAUUUGAAAGCUCACCCUCAUACACCUUUAGAGACAAGCAACCCCUUCAUUUACCAGACAAUACUCCGUCGCCUAAUUUGUACCACCCCGAUAAAGGCAACAACUUAGUAUUUGAAAGCUCACCCUCAUACACCUUUAGAGACAAGCAACCCCUUCAUAUACCAGAAAAUGGUCCGGCGCCUAAUGCCUACGAUCCGAGCAAAUAUCACUACAUGUUGGACGGUGUGCCAAGGUAUUCAUUUGGUACUAAAGGACCUGCAGAAAAACAUGAUGACGUUCCUGCUCCAAAUGCCUAUAAUCCAGACAAGGCUGAUAAAAUAUUGCACGAAACAUCACCAUCUUACACCUUUAGACCUAAAGUCGAGAAUGGAAAAAUUGUGGACACUCCUGGUCCUGCUGCAUACAAUCCUGAGAAAGCUGACAAGGUUUUACUAGACAAUGCGCCAAGGUAUUCUUUCCGCAUUAAGACCAAUCCGCAUAAGACCGACAAUGUUCCCGCUCCCAAUGCGUAUAACCCAGAUAAGGCUACUAAUUUGAUGAAACCUAGCGCUCCUCAGUACACCUUUAGGAUUAAAACGGACGCUUUGAAAAUUCCUGACACGCCAGCUCCGAAUGUGUACACAAUCCCGACUCCGGUGAAAACGCCGCUGUACACCAUAUCAGGCAGGCACAAGGAGCCAAUAGAUGAGCGCUUGAAGGUCCCUGCUCCCGGCGCUUAUAGCCCGGAGAAAGCGACCAAAUUUGUCCUGACCUACUCGCCCCAAUACACCUUUGGAGUUAAGAUUCAAACGUCCAAGUUCGCUGAAUCUCCCGCACCCAACAGUUACCGGAUACCGUCUGUAUUAGACGCUCCCGUGUACACGAUAUCAGGCCGGCACAAGGUUCCGGUCGAUGACAGAGUCCGUGUGCCCGCGCCUGGCACAUAUUCACCGGAAAAGGUGCAGUUGAACAGAACGCCACAAAUAACCUUCGGAAUAAAACAUUCCCCAUUACUGGGACAAUUAAAACCAAUACAGACAAUUCGUGAUACAAGCGACACACAGAAUCUACAACAAACUUCUAGAACUGUUGAAGUGAAAACUACAACUUUCCAGAAUAAUGUUGUCAGCGAAAAUAACGACGUACAAAAAAUAAGGAAUUUUAUACAAAACGAGUCGGAUGUCAAUUCGUCUCAAAACAUAAACGAAUCGCACGAAGUUAAUACGUACAUUCAACGAACACGAACCCCAGUAACUCAGAUCCGAACAGAAAGUGACAUCAGUUCUACAGUUACUCAAGAGCCCGUUGUAGAAACCCUGACGCAGGAAAUUGUAUGGGUGCCGGAAAAACCUAUUCGUCGAAACUCUUACACUAUUGACAAAUCGGAUGGAUCUGGAUUUUUGGAGCAUUACCAGAAUAGUGACGUCGUGCCAGUAGUAAAUGGCGUGCGGAGAACUGACGCCAGCGGAGAGCGCGGAGCAUCCUGCUCGCAGGAGACAAGCGAGGCGGUGAUUAAGAGAGAUGGCUUCGAACAGAGCAUGCAAAAGAAUGUGAAGAACGAGAGCGCCCAUGAGAAAACUCAAACAUCUACCGAGGAGGUACGACAGGGUACUGAGGUGAAGCAGCUCGCAAACGGGGGCAUCGCCAAGACCACUACAACCACAACCGUUAGAAAAGUGGGUGCGGCUGCGAAAACGGCAAAAGCAACGACCACAGUCACACGCACUGCGACUGCAGUCACAUCGCGUGACGUCGGCGCUAAGUAAAGCUAGAUACUACUAAAUUGAUACCUAUAUAGCUUCCUACCUAUUUCCUUUAUAUGGAAAACCGAUUCAACCUUAAAAGGAAACCGCUACUGAAUUAUUUAAGUUCAACAUUUAUAAAUUAACUUUAUAUUCGUUUGCUUCGUAAAAGUGCUCCCAACAGUUAAAACUAAGAAUUUACUUAUAACAUCCCUUAAUUGUAAAAUAAAUACAUGUAAUUUUAUCAAAUUUCUCAAUAUUGAGAUAGAAAAUAUACGUCUAUUAUUUACCAGUACCUUUAAACACAAUUUAAUGUCUUUAAUUUAUACUCACCAAUUGUUACUUACUAAAAUUAUAAAUUUAUUGGAAAAUCUCAGAUUUAUUUAUAAUAAAGUUUUUAAUAAUU
Messenger RNA from Cydia strobilella, 4854 nucleotides. RefSeq lists its product as uncharacterized. Gene Ontology annotation, cellular component: cytoskeleton. The record is from RefSeq and is a predicted model, not a curated record. The coding region runs from base 36 to 4472 and encodes 1478 amino acids. Lineage: Eukaryota; Metazoa; Arthropoda; Insecta; Lepidoptera; Tortricidae. The transcript is spliced from 8 exons.